This is a messenger RNA of Teleopsis dalmanni, 3213 nucleotides long. RefSeq lists its product as uncharacterized. Gene Ontology annotation, molecular function: nucleic acid binding. Bases 1 to 3213 code for a protein of 1070 amino acids. Gene Ontology annotation, biological process: DNA integration. NCBI's taxonomy places the organism in Eukaryota, Metazoa, Arthropoda, Insecta, Diptera, Diopsidae. The record is from RefSeq and is a predicted model, not a curated record. The transcript has 4 exons.
AUGAUUCGUGACCAAAUUAUUAUACGUACACCUCACGAUGCAGUGCGCACGGCUGCGUUCCAAAAGCCCCAGCCGACACUUGCUGAUGUUUUGCAGAUUGCAGAAUUUUGGUACAUAAAAAAGCCGGGUGUUUUCAACAAUAACAAUAAUAAAGUAAAAUUCAAAUCAUGUUCUGGCUGUGGAAACUCUCAUGCAAGAGAAAACUGUAAAUUUAGAAAUGCUGUAUGCAAUAGAUGUAGCAAAAUUGGACAUAUUGCGCCAGUGUGCAUGUCAAAACAAAACAAGAACAACAAACGUAGUUCAGGUGAUGAAAACAAGAAGAAGGAUUAUCGUCGUAAAAGUCACAACAUUGGUACUGUUGAAACAAUUAACAGUUUAACAGGUAUUGUAAAAACUGAAAGCAAUAAGAAUUACAUUGACUUGGAAAUUUGUAAUAAAAUUGUGUCUUUCCAAAUGGAUUCUGGUGCAACAGUUUCUCUAAUAAAUAAGCGAACAUUCAAAACUCUAAAUUGCCCAAAGUUGCGAAAUUGUACAAAAACCUUAUUUGGUUUUGGCAAAAAUGAAAUUCCAGUGCUUGGUGAACUUUGCGUAGAUAUCAAAUGUGGCGGAAAAAAAAGGGAAGUGGUAAUCGUUGUCGUGGAUGUCGAAAACUGUAACAAUUUAUUCGGUUUCGAUUUAUUUAAAGAAUUCGGCCGACAAAUUCCAUUUUCGCAAAUGUCACGUUUCAAGAAAGAAGUCGAUCGAUUGACAAAUGCGGGUAUUUGGAAACCUGUGAAGUUUUCCCAAUGGGCUUCGCCUAUUGUACUAGCGCCAAAAGCUGAUGGUUCCAUAAGAAUUUGUGGAGAUUUUAAACAAGCAGUCAAUGCGCAAAUUGACAUUGAACAAUAUCCUUUACCCAUACGCGAAAGUCUUUUCCAUAAAAUUAAUUGCGGUCAACAUUUUACAAAAAUCGACCUUAAGGACGCGUAUUUACAAAUGGAACUCGACGAUGAAGCAAAAACAAUAAUGGUUGUCAACACUCCACUUGGUUUAUUCCAAUACCAACGUUUACCGUUUGGGAUUGCAAGCGCUCCAGCUAUAUUCCAAAGAUAUCUUGAGCAGUUACUUCAAGGCGUAGAAGGUUGCGGAAAUUAUCUCGAUGACAUCAUCAUCUCCGCACCUACAUUUCAACAACACAUCAGCCGCCUAGAACAAGUACUUCGUAUUUUGCAACAAAAUGGUAUAUUGCCAGAUGAGUCAGGACUAAAAGCAGUAAAAAACCUGCAGCCGCCUAAAGAUCUAAAGCAAGCAGAAGCAUUCAUGGGUAAGGUAAACUAUUACCAUAAUUUUAUACCUAAUUUUUCGCAAUUAUCCGCGCCAAUCAACAUGCUGCGCCGAAAAAAUGUAAAAUUCACAUGGGGUACAGCACAACAACAAGCAUUUAUAGCUCUUAAAACGCAUAUUCUCAAUGCAGCGCAAUUAGCACAUUAUCAGGAAGAUUUACCGUUGGUUCUAGCUACAGAUGCCUCCUCCUAUGGCAUAGGAGUUGUGCUCUCGCAUACGUACUUUGACGGUACAGAAAGGCCUAUUGCUUUUGCAUCUAAAACUCUCGACAUUCAUCAACGACGAUAUAGUCAGAUAGAGAAGGAAGGGCUAGCUAUCGUUUUUGGAGUCAAGCGUUUCCAUCAAUAUUUAUACGGAAGAAGAUUCACCUUGGUUACUGACCACAAACCUCUUGUUAGCAUUUUUAAUCCAAUUCAUCAGUUGCCGUCGAUGACGUCACAUCGUUUACAGCGAUGGGCUAUUAUACUAAUGGCUUAUCAGUAUGAUGUUCGGUAUCGUAAAACUACUGAGCAUGGAUAUGCCGAUGCUUUAUCUCGUUUACCUGUUGGUGAAGAUAAAACUUUUGAUCAUGAAGAAUCCUGUUUCAACAUCAAUGAACUUAACACACCUAUCGACGCUGAAAUAAUUCGUCAGCAUGCCAAAAAUGACCCAAUUCUUCGCCGAGUUUAUUUUCUCGUUACAAACGGUUGGCCUGAAAAGCUAAUGCCUCAAGAUGCUGAUCUUCGAUCAUUUUUCAAUCAUCGCUUUGCUUUAAUACUAAACAACAAUUUACUUUGCCUCCAGACGGAGUACAACCGGGUUGUCAUUCCAGCCUCCCUUAAGCAGAAAGUGCUUAAACUUCUUCAUGAUGGUCAUUGGGGAGUAUCGAGAAUGAAACAGCUAGCUCGACAACAUGUCUGGUGGACUAAUAUUGACAAAGACAUCGCACAAUUAACUGAAAAUUGUGAUGUGUGCAAAAUUGCAAAUCCUGUUCACGCACGUGAAUACGUAAGCUGGCCUGAAGCUGAUCGACCUUGGGAGAGAGUACAUAUCGACUUUGCUGGUCCAUUUUGUAAUUCAAUGUGGCUAAUUUGUGUCGACGCUUUCUCGCAAUUUCCGUUCGUUGUACAACUAUCUACAACAACAACGGUUGACACCAUAUCAGCAUUGUCUUCUAUAUUUUCUCUGGAAGGUAUACCAGAAACCAUCGUAAGUGACAAUGGUCCGCAAUUUACAGCUGAAGCAUUCAAACAUUUUUGCUCAAAACUUGGCAUCAAACAUAUAACAACAGCGCCGUUUCAUCCAGCCUCAAACGGGUUAGCCGAACGAUUCGUCAGAUCUUUUAAAACUGCUGUUAAGAAAAACAUUGACGAUGGAUUGUCUCUCAAAUUCGCUGUAUCAAAAUAUCUUGCAACAUAUCGUGCAAUGCCGAAUGCUGAAGGUAAAUCACCUGCAGAACUUCUACAUGGAAGGCCUGUUCGUACCUUGUUGAGUCAACUGUUUGAAUCGCCUAGGAAGCACCUUGAAGCUUCGAAACGGAAAAUGAAAUUCAGUCUAAAGCAACCCAUCUUCGCUCGAAACUACGCAAGAGGGGAAAAAUGGAUAAAAGGAGUUAUUGUGAAACAACUUGGUAAAAUGGUUUACCGAGUGAACACAUCUUUUGGUUACAUCAAACGUCAUGUUAAUCAGCUUAAAACUAGUAGUAGCUCUGACCUCUCUUCACAACCAAUUUUUGAAUUCGCUCCAAAUUUCAUCAAUGCCACACCGCCUUCAUCUAGCCAAUCAACAUUAAUGCCUAGUGAAGAACGUUCUACCGAAGUAGUUCAACUUCGAAAAAGUGGUCGUAUUCGGAAGGAUGUAAUUCGAUUUGAAUCCGACGAUUUCAGGAAAACAAACUUUGUCAAAAAUUAA